CCAAGGCAGUCCAGCUAGAGGCCAUAUUGGAAUAUAUGAAGUCGGCUUGCACUUUGAUGGAACUGAGUAUCUGUCGUUUUUGGAGUCUCUGAAUCGCUAUCCCGGAUUAAUACCCUAGUGAUUGCGCCUGGCAUUCCACUCGAGACCCUGCCAAGUGUGGACGGCAAGUUGUCUCGCUUCUUCUGUGGACAAAAAUGAGUCCAACCGAUGCUAAACGAGGGGCUAAACGAAGGAAGAACAAGCGGGGCGGUGGCAGUAGUUGCAGUGCUGUCUGCAACACCAGUGGUGGCAAGGCCGGGGUUGCCUCGGCCCUUGGCUGUGCGGGAACAGCAACACCUGCCUCCGUCGUCAGCUUUCUAACAUCUGGCAGCACAGGCAGCGGGAAUAUCGGCUCCAUCACGGGCCUCAACGGAGAGGUCAAAGUCAACAACAGUGUUACACCACAGUUUACAGAAGGACCAGUGAAUGCUGACUUCUCCGGGGUCCUUCAGACCCCAUUCACGUUCGGCUUGAACCAACGGGCUCCCUACACGGCCGGCGAUCGCUGCCUCUUGUGCCGAUGUGAGCGGAAAGACAGCGCGGUGCCUUCAGAGGCGGGGAUCCUCGGCCAGAAUGGAACGGCUCAGCCCAACAAAACACCCAGUGCCCUCCAGCUGCCUCUGUGGGUGUGCUCCGACUGCAGGCGCACAGUGGAGAAGGAGGACAGGCACACUGCUCUGGAGCAGUCGUUGGGGAGCCAGGACUUCCUUUUACACAUGCCUGUGGGAAACGGUAACCUGGGCCAGGAGGCGGCCCCGGGGGACAGACUGACAACUGCUGUGCCUACACUACCCAUGCUCCCCGCUCCGGACCUCACCGCACCCAUGCCUGCUGACACAGUUUGCAGCUGUGAAGCCUGCAAUGAGAGACGGGAGAUUUCAGCAGAAUCGGAGAGGGAGUCACAGCAGCUACAGAACCACUGGUCGGAGGUUCGAUACCUGGUGCGCUGUAUCUACCGUCAGACAGGAACACCGUUGGCAGAUGACCAUGACCAGCCUCUAGAGAGAGACAAGGAGGGCAUGAAGGAGCUGGUGGAUAGACUCUGUGAGAAGGACCCGUACCAGCUGUAUCAACGGUUGGAGCAGCAGGCGCGUGAAUACGUCCUGGAGAUGAAGGUGCGGCUACUGAAACACCUAUCUUCAGGACCCAAGACCACAGGACCAGCAGGGAACGUGGCGGCAGCCCUGGGUCCUCCUCAGGCCUACCAGUUCAUCUCCAUGCUGAUGGAGGAGUACCACGCCCUCUGUCAGGCUGCUCGCACCAUCAGCAGCUUUCUGCUCACCCUGGAAAAUGAACACCUUCAGAAGUUCCAGGUGACGUGGGAGCUGCACAACAAGCACCUUUUUGAGAAUCUAGUGUUCUCAGAACCCAUCUUGCACAGCAGUUUACCUGCACUGGUUGCCCAGCUGAAACAUGGCACGGCCUCCUAUGAUUCAUACAAUGAAGACAUGUACAGGUCCUUGUUAGAAAGCUACCAUCAGCUGCAGCAGGAGAUGGCUUCGGUGGCUACUGAUUGGCAGGAGUGUGAGAAGAGGAUUGACGACUAUGUAGAUGAACAGCUGCUAUUUAAGGUGGAGGGUCAGAGUCUUACCAACCAAAGAACAGAGCCACACAAGUCCUUGAUUAGCAAAAACACUUUGAAGACUAAGCAGCGAAUGCUGAAGGAGGACUGGGAGUUCUUUAAGCAGAGAAGAUUUAUAGAAGAACAGAUACCUAACAGUAAGAAGUCUCCGUCUAUCGAAAACAACUUCACGGAGACGAUGAGGAUGCUCUCAUCUCGCCUCAAUAUUCCAGAUUGCCCCAACUGCAAUUACCGAAGAAGGUGCACGUGUGACGACUGUAGUCUCUCUCACAUCCUGACCUGUGGCAUCAUGGACUCUCCCAUCGCUGAGGACCUCCACAUCAAGCUGCCCCUGCAGGGGGAGCCCCCCCGCGACUACCUGGCAGAGGUGCACCCCCCCAGCCUCUCCUCCGGCAGCUCAGCAUCCGGCUCCAACUCCAGCUCUCCCAUCACCAUCCAGCAGCACCCGAGGCUCAUGCUCCCUGAAGGGGAUACCAACACUUUUAUCAGUGAUGAUGAUGAAGUGCCUCCAUUGUCCAAUAAGUUCACGGACAUCUACCCUAUGAGUGGUUAUGAGGAUAACAGUGUAGUGACCGCUGCUGUGAACGGCCUCCAUAAUGACCUCAACGGGGAAUGUGAAAACGCGGAACUAAAGGCAGGGUCUCCUCGCAUGACCAGCAGCAGCAGUUCAGAGGGUGACGAGGAGGAAGUCGAUGGUGAGGUUGGUGGAGAGCCCCGAGGGCAGCAGGAGGAACUUUCCUCAGGACAGACCAACAGUCCUCCACCCUCUUACAGCCACCAACAGGUAGAACAGGUCCAGCAUGCCUGUGAGUGCCACGUGUGCAACCAGGACCCCAGCUCCUCCGCCCUGGGCCCCGCCUCCUGCCUGCCCCCCAGCCGGCUCCACUCUGCACCCCCUCCCACUGUCGGACACCAGUUCUUCACAGACAGCAAGACACCCCCUGCCCACCCUGCCCUCCACCUGUACCCCCACAUCCACGGCCACAUGCCCCUUCACAACUUCUCCCGGCCCCUACUGCACCCGACACUCUACCCCCCCAGUCCUCCUCUCACACACAAGCCUCUACCCCCAAACCCUACAUCAAACCACUCAGCGGCCAAGCAGCCGGCCUUCAGCCCUUCGUUACCGGAUCACGUUUACCAGAACUGCUUUGGCGGUGCGGGUGGAGCAGGCGACUGGAACAGCUCGCUGCAGUGCCUCUCACUCAAGUUCGAGAACCUGUGGGAUGCUGCCGUGAUGAAGAGCUGGAAUCCAUCUGUGCUGCUCCCCGAGUCCCUGCCAGGUGACAUGCUUGGACCACCCCUCGCUGACGUUCCCCUCCCCCCAACAUCGUCUAUAGGCCCCCAAGGGGAACACCCCUCGCUGCCCACCCCUCUGCCCCCUUCUUGCUCCGCUUCCUCAUCUCUGUCAUCUUCCUCAUCGUCAUCCUCGUCGUCGUCAUGCUCCUCUUCCGAAGCCAAACAGCAGAAGAAGAGUGGCGCCAAGAAGAAGUGUCUCUACAAUUUCCAGGAUGCCUUCAUGGAGCCCAACCGAGUAGUGAUGGCCACCUCCGCCUCCACGUCCUCCGUGUCCUGCACCGCCACCACUGUGCAGUCAAGUAAUAACCCCCCCAUCCACCUAGCAUCUAAAAGACCCAACUCUUUAGACGAUGUAUUUCACAAUCUAGGUAAAGAGGACCAUAGACAACCCGCUCCAGCCCCCCCCAGAAGCUGCCCUGCAGGACUGACCUCCCUCCCUCCACUCUCGGGCCCCACCCUGCCCCCAGCCCCCACCACACACCUUCCCACAAUGGGCUCCCAGCCCUUUCCAAAGAUGGCUGCUCCAGCACCAGACUUCAUGGAGGCCCACCAGGGUUUGUGCCUGCCGCCCGCCGAGCCUCCGACCUCCUCAGCAGACGGUCCUGUGAGUGCCCCCCCCAGCGUCUGCAGUGAUCCUGACUGUGAAGGCCACCGCUGUGAGGGGAACGGGGCGUACGAGCACCAGCCGUACGACGGGGAGGAGAGUCAGGACGAGGACAGCUGCUCCGAGCAUAGCUCCUCCACCUCCACCUCCACCAACCAGAAGGAAGGAAAGUACUGUGACUGCUGCUACUGCGAGUUCUUUGGGCACGGCGGGCCCCCAGCUGCUCCUACCAGUCGAAACUAUGCAGAGAUGCGGGAGAAGCUGCGUUUGCGUCUGACAAAACGUAAGGAGGAGCAGCCCAAACGUGAGGAGCAGCAACCAGUGAUAGAGCGAGAUGGAGGAGUGGAGGACCACAGGCGGGUGGAGGACCUAUUGCAGUUCAUCAAUAGUGCCGACAAUAAACCUGCCUCCAGUUCUAAGGCAGCCAAACGGGCCAGGCAUAAACAGAAGAAGAUGGAGGAGAAGGCUCGCCUGGAGGCAGAGGCCCGUGAAAGGGAGGAGCUGCAGAUGUUGGAAGAGCAGCAGCGGCGACAGCGGCAGGACGAGGAGGAGGCAGCGCUUCAAAAGGAACUGCUCCGACUGCAAGAGAUGCAGCACCAUCGCGCCGCCAAGAAGAAAAAGAAAGAGAAGGCAAAGGAAAACACUGCUCCCCCUCAAAACAACCCACAGCCCCUCAAACAGACAGCUCAGAACGUCCUGGAUAACCUUCAGAACGGAAAGUCACAGUCACUGCUUCAAAGCCUCAUCCGCCUCCCUGACCAGAAGGAGCCCAGGUUUGAACCCGUACCCCGGCCCCACACGCAGCACAGCCCCAAACACACGAGUGAGAGGGGGACCAGCAUCCCCAACUGUCAAGCCCUCCUCCACAUUGGCCCGCCGUCAUCUCACCUCGAGGUCCACGGGAAAGUGAAGGCCAGGCAGACUGCUAAGGUGGCCCCUUGUGAGGCUGCUGUAAAGAAAGCUCCAGAGCUACCCAAAAGCUCCGAUGUGGCAGCAAAGCUAGCUAACGGCACCGCCCCCACCCCCACCACUACAUCAGACACCAAAGCGACGCGGAUCCGGCCUGCUGAGGCUCUGGCUCCUCUCCCAAACACUGAACCAAGGAGGGAGGACAGGUGUAAUAUCAGAAGCAACAUUGGGAAAAGGCAGCAGCAGCAGAUGCAGCAACAACAACAACAGCUGACCCAAAUAAAGGAAGACCGGAGAAGUCCAGCUGUGUCCAACCCUUCCCCGUCUCCCCCUCCAGCCUCGGAGCAGCAGAACGGCAAACCUCCCAGUGCAGAGUCCCCUCAGCCCAAAGGCAAGAACAAGAAGAACAAGAAGAAGAAGGGGGACAAGAACCCCUCAAUAGAUGAUGUAUUCUUGCCCAAAGACAUCGACUUGGAUAGCACUGAACUGGAUGAAACAGAGAGAGAGGUGGAAUAUUUCAAAAGGUUUUGCUUGGAUUCUGCCCAGCAGCCCCGCCAACGGCUCUCCAUCAACUGGUCAAACUUUAGUUUGAAGAAAGCUACAUUUGCUGCACACUGAGGCUGUUAGUGGGUGACUAUCAGGACACAAUCAGUACCUUAACAGCUGUACCAACCCACACGUUCCCCCCCGCUCAUCCCUUUACCUCCACUCAGCUGUUAUCCUCCCUGAACUUCUCUCCCGCUGUGCCCGAAUCACACCCACGCUGCCUUGCUUUGUUCCUGUCGCUGUGUGGUUCCUACACAGACCCAUCCGGACUGAUCCACCUGCAGAACUGAUACAAAAAUUAAAGUAAAUGACACAAAAAGAAUCACAAAAUGCUACUUUGCAUCUGAUUAAUUUUCCUUGCGUGCUUGUGUGCUUUAAGUCUGAGUUGGGCAUUUCUCUUGACUGAAAAAGCCAUGGUCUGAAAUAUUUUUUUUUUCUUAUAUUGGCUUACCUGUAGUCAAAAAAUGCUUACUAUGUCUGGAUGGUUUCCUUCCAAAAAAAAGAGACAAUGGAAACUACAAAAAAAGAGAAAUGUAAUUAAUUAAAAGCUGUAUUUGAGAUAUAUUGUGGCUUACUAUCCCAUCGUUUCCCGCUCCUAGCACGGCAUCUCAUCCACAUGAUUGACAAGGGAAUGGGCUUGGUCAGCUGGUCUCCACUCCCUUACCCCCCCCCCCCCCCCUCCACCACCUCCACCCUAUUUCACAUUAGGGAGGAAAACGUAAUACUUGACAAUGUUCUUUUUUGGUUUUUAAGUUCUGUUUAACAAACUGUUGAGUAAAAGUGUAACAGUUACAGUUUUUGUUUUCUUUAUUUUUGAUCUGUAGCCAGCUUGUAUCAGAAUACUUUCAGAAUGAAAAUGAAAAAGAACAAUACUCACACUAUCAAUCUGUUAUGGAGUGUAUAUUGUAUUAACACUGAAGCCAAACUGGCUACUUUUAACAUAUUGUUAAGUAAUAUUAAAUCUUGUCUUUCUUUUUUGAAAGAUGGAAUACAGUAGUAUGGCAGGAU
Messenger RNA from Trematomus bernacchii (emerald rockcod), 5987 nucleotides. It is a transcript of the gene fam193a, whose product is annotated as family with sequence similarity 193 member A. NCBI's taxonomy places the organism in Eukaryota, Metazoa, Chordata, Actinopteri, Perciformes, Nototheniidae. The transcript has 23 exons. The record is from RefSeq and is a predicted model, not a curated record. Bases 195 to 5051 code for a protein of 1618 amino acids.